UUAGUUUUAGAAGGAUGGACUAUAACAUCGAAUCAAUUACAAAGCACGGUUUUUGAGCCCAGUACUGUUGGAGCUACAGGGAGAGAAACAGAGGAAGGGACUACGGGCGAGGACUGGAGGCCGUGGACUCACUUUCCGCCCGGUGGGUAGGGUUUUCAGCGCAGACUGACAUAAAGAGGAGUUUUCCAGAGCGAUGGGGACUUCCCGCUGGGCCUUCCUGGCCGUAGGCUGUCUCCUCACAGGGCCAGGCCUAAUCUUCUGCCAGCUUUCAUUCCCCUCUAUCCUCCCAAAUGAAAACGAAAAGGUUGUGCAGCUGAAUUCAUCCUUUUCUCUGAGAUGCUUUGGGGAGAGUGAAGUGAGCUGGCAGUACCCCAUGUCUGAAGAAGGGAACCCCAGUGUGGAGGUCAGAAUUGAGGAGAACAACAGCGGCCUCUUUGUGAAGGUGCUGGAAGUGGCCAACGCCUCGGCAGCCCACACGGGGCUGUACACCUGCUAUUACAACCACACGCAGACAGAGGAGGGUGAGCCCGAAGGCCGGCACAUUUACAUCUACGUGCCAGACCCAGAUGUAGCCUUUGUACCUCUCGGAAUGACAGACUAUUUAGUCAUCGUGGAGGAUGAUGACUCUGCCAUCAUUCCUUGUCGCACGACUGAUCCUGAGACUCCUGUCACCUUACGUAACAGUGACGGGGUGGUACCUGCUUCCUAUGACAGCAGACAGGGCUUUAACGGGACCUUUACUGUUGGGCCCUAUGUCUGUGAGGCCACUGUCAACGGAAAGACGUUCCAGACCAUCCCAUUUAACGUUUAUGCCUUAAAAGCAACAUCAGAACUGGAUCUAGAAAUGGAAGCUCUCAAAACUGUAUACAAGGCAGGAGAAACAAUCGAGGUCACCUGUGCUGUCUUUAACAACGAGGUGGUUGACCUGAAGUGGACUUACCCUGGAGAAGUGAAAGGGAAAGGUGUCACGAUGCUGGAGGAAAUCAAAAUCCCGUCCAUUAAAUUGGUGUACACGUUGACAGUCCCCAAGGCCACAGUGAAAGACAGUGGCGAUUAUGAAUGUGCCGCUCGCCAGGCUACCAAGGAGGUGAAAAAAAUGAAGAGAGUCACUAUUUCUGUCCAUGAGAAAGGGUUCAUUGAAAUCAAACCCACCUUCAGCCACUUGGAAGCCGUCAACCUGCAUGAAGUGAAACACUUCGUGGUGGACGUGCAGGCCUACCCUCCUCCCAGGAUAUCCUGGCUGAAGGACAACCUGACUCUGAUUGAGAAUCUCACAGAGAUCACCACAGAUGUGGAAAAGAUUCAGGAAAUAAGGUAUCGAAGUAAGCUGAAGCUGAUCCGUGCUAAGGAAGAAGACAGUGGCCAUUAUACCAUUGUGGUUCAAAAUGAGGAUGACCUGAAGAGCUACACGUUCCAACUGUUAACUCAAGUUCCCGCGUCCAUCCUGGACCUGGUUGAUGACCACCACGGCUCCUCAGGGGGGCAGACUGUGAGGUGCAUGGCUGAAGGCACACCCCUUCCUGAGAUCGAGUGGCUGAUUUGCAAGGAUAUUAAGAAGUGUAACAAUGAAACUUCAUGGACAGUCUUGGCCACCAACGUCUCCAACAUGGUCACAGAGCUCCACCCCCAAGACAGGAGCACAGUGGAGGGCCGUGUGACAUUCUCCAAGGUGGAAGAGACUAUUGCAGUUCGAUGCCUGGCCAAGAACCACCUGGGGGCCGAGAACCGAGAGCUGAAGCUGGUGGCGCCCACCUUGCGUUCUGAACUCACGGUGGCGGCCGCGGUUCUGGUGCUGUUGGUGAUUGUGAUCAUCUCACUCAUCGUCCUCGUCGUCAUUUGGAAGCAGAAACCAAGGUAUGAAAUUCGCUGGAGGGUCAUCGAGUCAAUCAGCCCUGAUGGACAUGAAUACAUUUACGUGGACCCGAUGCAGCUGCCUUACGACUCGAGAUGGGAGUUUCCGAGAGAUGGACUCGUGCUGGGUCGUGUCUUGGGAUCUGGAGCAUUUGGGAAAGUGGUGGAGGGAACAGCUUACGGAUUAAGCCGGUCUCAGCCCGUCAUGAAGGUAGCGGUGAAGAUGCUGAAACCCACGGCCAGAUCCAGUGAAAAACAAGCUCUCAUGUCUGAACUGAAAAUAAUGACUCACCUGGGGCCACAUUUAAACAUCGUGAACUUGCUGGGAGCCUGCACCAAGUCAGGCCCCAUUUACAUCAUCACAGAGUACUGCUUCCAUGGGGAUCUGGUCAACUAUUUGCACAAGAACAGGGACAGCUUCCUGAGCCACCACCCAGAGAAGGCCAAGAAGGACCUGGACAUCUUUGGGUUGAGCCCCGCUGAUGAGAGCACACGAAGCUAUGUUAUUUUAUCUUUUGAAAACAAUGGUGACUACAUGGACAUGAAACAAGCCGACACCACACAAUACGUUCCUAUGCUGGAAAGGAAAGAGGUUUCUAAAUAUUCAGACAUCCAGAGGUCACUGUAUGAUCGUCCAGCCUCAUACAAGAAGAAAUCUAUGUUAGACUUAGAAGUGAAAAACCUCCUUUCAGAUGAUAACUCAGAAGGCCUUACUUUGUUGGAUUUGUUGAGCUUCACCUAUCAAGUUGCCCGCGGAAUGGAGUUUUUGGCUUCAAAAAAUUGUGUCCACCGUGACCUGGCUGCUCGGAAUGUCCUCCUGGCACAAGGGAAAAUUGUGAAGAUCUGUGACUUUGGCCUGGCCAGAGACAUCAUGCAUGAUUCAAACUACGUGUCGAAAGGCAGUACCUUUCUGCCCGUGAAGUGGAUGGCUCCAGAGAGCAUCUUCGACAACCUCUACACCACCCUGAGCGAUGUCUGGUCUUACGGCAUUCUACUCUGGGAGAUCUUUUCCCUUGGUGGCACGCCGUACCCUGGCAUGAUGGUGGAUUCUGCAUUCUACAAUAAGAUCAAGAGUGGAUACCGGAUGGCCAAGCCCGACCACGCCACCAGCGAAGUCUAUGAGAUCAUGGUGAAGUGCUGGAACAGUGAGCCGGAGAAGAGACCCUCCUUUUACCACCUGAGUGAGAUUGUGGAGAAUCUGCUUCCUGGACAAUAUAAAAAGAGUUAUGAAAAAAUUCACCUGGACUUCCUGAAGAGUGACCACCCCGCUGUGGCACGCAUGCGUGUGGACUCGGACAACGCAUACAUCGGUGUCACCUACAAAAAUGAGGAGGACAAGCUGAAGGGCUGGGAGGGUGGCCUCGACGAGCAGAGGCUGAGCGCCGACAGUGGCUACAUCAUCCCUCUGCCCGACAUUGACCCUGUCCCAGAGGAGGAAGACCUGGGCAAGAGGAACAGACACAGCUCACAGACCUCUGAAGAGAGUGCCAUUGAGACAGGUUCCAGCAGCUCCACCUUCAUCAAGAGAGCGGACGAGACCAUCGAGGACAUCGACAUGAUGGAUGACAUUGGCAUCGACUCCUCGGACCUGGUGGAGGACAGCUUCCUGUGACUGGCGGAUGCGGGGUGCCUUCCACUCCCUUUCAGAAAACCACUUUAUUGCAAUGCAGAGGUUGAGAGGGGGCUAGGAUGAUGUAUAAAGAGAAGUUCCCAGCCAAGAGCCUCAGGGAGCCUUCGAAAUAUGAAUGAGUGGGAUAUUUUAAGGCGAAUAUCUCAGUGUUGCUUCUUGCAAUGCUGCAGUAGCAUCUCAGCGGUGUGUGAAGUUUGGAGGUCGAUGGACGAGGGAAUAAUAGGCCACGAAAGACGAACUUUGUGUUUCAAGGGCGUUGGUGAAAUUCUGAUAUACACAAUUUGUACUGCAACAAAACUCCAGCAUUGUAAUUAUGUAAAUAACUCUAACCAAGGAUGUGUUUAGAUUUGUAUCUUCUCUGGACUUCUGAAGAGACCACUCAAUCCAUCCAUGUACUUCCCUCUUGAAACCUGGUAUCAGCUGCUGUUGAACUUUCUUAUGAAGUGCAUGAAAAACCACUUUUGAACCCUAAAAGGUACUGGUACUAUAGCAUUUUACUUGUUUUAGUGUUAAAGGGAUAAUUAACCAACCUUGUUUAAUAGAUUUGGGUCAUUUAGAAGCCCAAGAACUCAUUUUCAUAUUAUAAUCCUCAUUUAUAAUAAUACUACUGUUAUCAAUAAUUCUAAAAUGUAUAAUAUGUAACAUGAUUUCCCUACAGAGAAAGCACAAUUAAAAAAAAAAAAAACCCUUACUAAGUAGGUGACAAGUUUGAUAGUUUUUGACAUUUAUGUUAAAUAACAUGUUUCUAUGUAAAAUAUGGUAGUAGCUUUAGUGGAUUUAAUUUAGUUGAACAUAGAAAACAAAGUAAAAGUAGUGUUGCCCAGGAAGUCAGAGUUUUUAAUUGUGUGCUGAGUAGGUUCCCCAAUUCAUUGUACUAAAAACAAUUAACUGUCCUCUGAAAUUAUGGGUGGGAUUAGAAACAACAAACAAACCCCGUAUGUCCUAAAUGUUCUCAAUAUCCACAUGUACACCUGUGUAGCACGUGACUUCUCAUUUGAUUACCCAGUGGAGAAUGUCACUGCUGCGUGGCUGGUGACAAUGUUGGUGGAUGCCAGCAUACGUAUAUGUUAAAUUUGUGCACCUGAAAAGGGUCCUGAGGAUGCUUGGACAUCAAGCUCCUUCUUUUGUCUCUUAGCCCAAAGAGAAAAAGUUCGAAACCCUGAGACUAUAGUUUGGUGGAGUCUGUAAACAAACAUCCUUCGUUUGCUUCCUUGGUUCUCAAAUGUAACUGGCAACCAGAAAGAAUCAUCAGUUCCUGGGUUCCCAUCCCUGAGAUUCUGAGGUAUUAAGUCUUGGGGAAGCAGGAACCUGUAUUUUUAUAAAAUCCUUGGCUGUUCUAAUCAGCCAGUUUUUAGAAACGUUGUCUUAGGUUACAGGAAGUUGCCAUGGCAAACAAAUAAUUUGGAAUUUGGAACUAGGCUGGAAGGCGACUGUUGAAUCCUUGGCUUCAGGUUAGUGGUAUUUAAUGCCACAUAUCUAGCAAUUGCCACCCGUAAUUUAAAUUUCCAGUCUUCGCUGUGGCUGAGAAAGCAAAAGUUUGGUUUUGGCAGGUCUUCCAAAAGUAAAGAUGCUGCUUCCCACUGCACGGGUGGGGGACUAAACGUGACAGCCACCCCCCACUCCCUGCCAAGGGAGGGCAUCUACAGAAAUGAUGCAGUUCCCUGCGCCGAGUCUCUGUGUAACCAGGUGAAUAUUGUGAUGAAAAGAUGAAAAAGUUUUACUGAUAUUUUGAGUUUAUAUGGGAGGGUGAAUUAUCGCCUCCAUCCAGACUGUCGAGCUGGUUGGCUGGGUUCAUUCAUCGGCAUUCUUCGCAAUACUGCUUAGUUGCUGACACCCUAUGAAAGAAACAUGGGCUGCGAUUACUGCAAUCACCGUGCAUGCGGGUGGCAGGUGAUGCUUUGGAAGAUGUAGAAGCAAUAACAGAGGACUUCACUGCCUACCAGUGUGAUCGCAGUGCAAACCCCAAUUUUUGUUUUUUUGUUUUUUUUGUUUUUAGAGACAGAGUUUCACUUUAUUGCCCUCAGUAGAGUGCCGUGGCCUCACACAGCUCACAGCAACCUCCAACUCCUGGGCUUAAGUGAUUCUCUUGCCUCAGCCUCCCGAGUAGCUGGGACUACAGGCGCCCGCCACAAUGCCCGGCUAUUUUUUUUUUUGGUUGCAGUUCAGCCGGGGCCAGGUUUGAACCCACCACCCUCGGUAUAUGGGGCCAGCGCCCUACCGACUGAGCCAUAGGCACUGCCCAAACCCCAACUUUCUUAUUCACCGUUUCAUAGUAAGUGUGAAGACUGAGCCAGAUUGGCCAAUUAAGAAUGAAAACCCAACCAGGUUCUGUACAGUCGAUUAGACUUGAAAUAUAUAUUUUUUUCUGGAAUCGCAGCUCAAGUGUUCUGUGCGUCACUCACUGUCCCUGUACAGCCUAUUUCAUGGCUGCUUUGCAUUUUGAAGUCACGUGGAGCCUUGCAUUGAUGAAACGUCUCAGACUAUCAGUUUCCAGGCCUCACGAAUGCUCGCCCCCGAGUUUGUACAUGACUGCAUUUUUAAGAAAGGGUUUUCAGCACAUGCCCGAUUUGUUUCCUUUUUGGCCUUCUGUAAAGUCCCCUGAAGACAAUUUUCCCAUCCUUCAUGCUCUCCAUUUUUAUGAUGACAAUCAAAGCUGGCCUGAGAAACACAAUUUGUGACUUUUUAAAUGAUCAAUGGUGUCCUUAAAAUGUGGUCUGCCAAUCUGUACAAAAUGGUCCUAAUUUCGUGAAGAGGGACGUGAGAUAAAAUGAUGUUAUACAUCGAUAUGUACAUAUGUAUUUCUAUAUAGACUUGGAGAAUACUGCCAAAACAUAUGACAAGCUGUAUCACUGCCUUUGUUUAUAUUUUUUUAACUGUGAUAUUCCCCACUGGCACAUUAACUGUUGCACUUUUGAAUGUCCAAAAUUUAUAUUUUAGAAAUAAUAAAGAGAAAAAUACUUAAUGUGUUCCCAAAACAAUGAUGUGGAGAAUGUGUGAGAAGGACUAACUUGGUGGACAGUCUGCUGACCCAAGAUGUGUUACACGUGCCCUGUUCAUGGUUUCGUUUUAAAACGUACAAAGGAAGAUCUUUGAAUUUCAAUAAAUUAUGUGUAUACAUAUAUGUAAUUUAAAGUUA
This is a messenger RNA of Nycticebus coucang (slow loris), 6617 nucleotides long. RefSeq names its product platelet derived growth factor receptor alpha (gene PDGFRA). The record is from RefSeq and is a predicted model, not a curated record. NCBI's taxonomy places the organism in Eukaryota, Metazoa, Chordata, Mammalia, Primates, Lorisidae. The coding region runs from base 194 to 3463 and encodes 1089 amino acids. Gene Ontology annotation, cellular component: signaling receptor complex. Gene Ontology annotation, biological process: platelet-derived growth factor receptor signaling pathway; embryonic cranial skeleton morphogenesis; multicellular organism development. Gene Ontology annotation, molecular function: platelet-derived growth factor alpha-receptor activity; platelet-derived growth factor binding; ATP binding. The transcript is spliced from 23 exons.